This is a messenger RNA of Solenopsis invicta (red fire ant), 3769 nucleotides long. RefSeq names its product vesicular inhibitory amino acid transporter (gene VGAT). Lineage: Eukaryota; Metazoa; Arthropoda; Insecta; Hymenoptera; Formicidae. Gene Ontology annotation, cellular component: vacuolar membrane. Gene Ontology annotation, biological process: amino acid transmembrane transport. The record is from RefSeq and is a predicted model, not a curated record. Bases 786 to 2426 code for a protein of 546 amino acids. Gene Ontology annotation, molecular function: amino acid transmembrane transporter activity. The transcript has 4 exons.
AGGAUCGAUUUAAUUGUUUAAAAAAAAAAGAUAAUAAUAAAGCGAGAUGUGCAAGCCCUUUAACUGAUAAUGGCGUAUCUCGCGUAAUCUGUAUUUGCGUGGCUUAAGGACCGCGGGUCUUAUCCCACCCUUGGUUUUGGGAGUGCGCGGAUACAGCGUUAUACGAGAAGCACGCGCGAGAUGAUACGUCUCUCUCUUUCGUGGAGAGAGCAUCGAUCGAAUCCUGCGCAUUCGGGGGUGGCUAGCCAUAUUACCCCCGCGAUCUCCCGAUCCCUUAAAACGCCGCCGUGUCCCCGUGUGCUGUUGGUCGAUGCCGCGGAUCGACGAGUUCGCCGCGAUUCUGGCUUCGCAAGUCGCGGUGUAGAUCGUAGGAUCAGGAAACGCAUCCGUCAUCAUCAUGCGGCUCCACAAUCCGGGUAGUAGUAGCUAGGUAGCUCUCGCGCAUUCCUCGCUCCGAUUCCCUCCUCCAUUCCUCUUUUCUUCAUCUCUUUGCCUCUUCAUGAAGCCUCGCUUGCGUCCAGAGUCACGGCCUUUUUUAGUUUAGUCGUUUCCGUCGAAGAAAUCGAGAGGCAGGAGGAACAUCCGAGGUGGCUACCGGAUUCGCCGUUUGACACGGACGAUUUAAAUUUGGAUAACCGAAGUAAUGCUCGACACUCCACCUUACCUCGCUAGGAAAUGCUAUUCUUCACUUCCUCCACCUCUUCAGUCACUGUAUCUAGUUUACGUGCGGGAACGCAUCUGUAAGGAAUUAAACAUAUCGCUGUAGAGGCAACAAAUAGGGAGAAAUGGCGUAUUUCCGUGGAUUUUACAUACCCUCCUUCGGAGCAACGGUCAACGUCGCCUGGGAGACCUUGAAGGCCAAAUGGCCGGAGAACAGUCCGUGCAUGGAACUGAUCCGCGGCGCCGGCGGCGGCGGCGGCGGUGACGGCGGCGGCGGUGGUGGUAGUAUGGGCCAGGGCCAUCCCCAGGGCCGACCUGGUCAGGACCAGUUCAAAUCCUUCGACGAGGGUCACGACAACACCGAGAUGAUGACCAUGAAUGGAGAUCAGGCGUAUCGAGAUCAGAACAACGUGGGGAUUGCUGAGGACUCUUUCAGCUAUCAGAGAAACGGGGACAAAGUUAGAACCGGAAGCAUGAGUAGCGGAGAGUUCAGCGAGUAUGAUGAGGGUGGCGGAGAGUUCGGGGCGGGUGUCAAGAUCAACGAGUGGCAAGCCGCUUGGAACGUGACAAAUGCCAUUCAGGGAAUGUUCAUCGUCUCUCUGCCGUUCGCCGUUUUGCGUGGCGGUUACUGGGCGAUUGCCGCGAUGAUUGGCAUCGCGCAUAUCUGCUGCUACACCGGCAAAAUUCUAGUCGAGUGCCUCUACGAGUUGGAUACGGUGACGGGUCAGCGUGUGCGCGUACGAGAUUCGUACGUGGCUAUCGCUAAGGUGUGUUUCGGACCGACGUGGGGUGCCCGUGCCGUCAACAUCGCGCAGAUCAUCGAAUUGCUGAUGACCUGCAUCUUAUACGUGGUCGUGUGCGGCGACCUGAUGAUUGGUACCUUCCCCGAGGGCGCGAUCGACACACGUAGCUGGAUGAUGCUGAUCGGCAUAUUCUUGUUGCCGCUCGGUUUUCUCAAGUCCCUACACCACGUGUCCGUGCUGAGCUUCUGGUGCACAAUGUCUCACCUCUUCAUCAAUGCGAUCAUCAUCGGUUACUGUAUCCUGGAGAUUGGUGACUGGGGCUGGUCGAAGGUGAAGUGGACGAUUGACAUGGAAAACUUCCCGAUCUCGCUUGGCGUGAUCGUCUUCAGCUACACGUCGCAAAUUUUCUUGCCGACCCUCGAGGGUAAUCUCAUUGAUCGCUCCAAGUUCGAUUGGAUGCUGAAUUGGAGCCACAUUGCCGCGGCUGCGUUCAAAUCGCUCUUCGGCUGGAUCUGCUUCCUGACUUUUCAGAACGACACGCAACAGGUCAUCACGAAUAACUUGCAUUCGGCUGGCUUCAAGGGCCUGGUGAAUCUGUGCUUGGUCGUCAAGGCGGUGCUCUCGUAUCCCUUGCCGUACUACGCGGCUUGUGAGCUCCUCGAGCGCGCCUUUUUCCGCGGCCGACCGAAGACGCUUUUCCCGACCAUCUGGACGGUGGACCGCGAGCUCAAGGUCUGGGGUCUGGCCUGGAAAGUCGGCGUGAUCCUGUUCACCAUUCUAAUGGCGAUCUUCAUACCGCACUUUAGCAUAUUAAUGGGCUUCAUCGGCUCCUUCACUGGUACCAUGCUGUCGUUUAUUUGGCCCUGCUACUUUCAUCUGAAACUAAAGAGGAAUUCCAUGGAAUGGAGCGCCGUCGCAUACGAUUGCUUCGUCAUCUUCCUUGGUGUUCUCUUCGGUGUGAUUGGCGUUUACGAUUCCGGUUCCGCGCUAAUCAAUGCCUUCGAGAUUGGCCUGCCCUUCUGAGCGAUUUUCCAUCAUCUAGGCCAUUUUGUUGUUCUUGUUCUGUAUCAAAAUGAUGUUACGAACAUGCUCUCCAGAGUCGUCGAAAUAUUUGAUUCUCGAUUUUAACACGUUGUUCGGUAUAUUCAUGCAAUAAUGCAUUGCUGAUGCACGCGGGAGACUACAUAAAAUCCAAAAUAGAAACGACGAAUAAGCAUGUAAGCGAACUUUGUGCUUUGGAAAAGUUAGGCAUCUUUUUGAAUAACAUUCUAAUCGAUAAUCAGCAAUACUUUAUUUUUAAAUACCUGCUAAUACCAAAUAAAAAGGAUUUGUAUUAUUGUAAAAUUCUUUUUAAAUUUUAAAUGCGAUUUCACAAAAUUCUCCAAAUUUAAGACACAUCAGUGAAUCGAGGAUCAAAUAUUUCACGUGCUUAAAAGUGAUUAAUUCGUAUGAGAAUUUUGUAGUAUACGUAAAACUACUUUCACGUUUGUCUUAUCAUUCAUAUAAUUUUAACAUCUUUGUUAGUUUCACGAAAUGGUGUUGUGCGCGAUUAUAUUUCUUUAAAAAGAUUUUUAACUGGUCAAAUGAUUAAAGCACAAGGGCGUUAUCUUCCAUUCGCGCUUUAAUAAUAGCACUUUAAUAAUCAUGAAACGAGCCUUCAGUAAUGUCUUCCAAAAUGAUAAUAUUGAUAAAAAUCUGUGCUUGCUUUCGUAAUGGCACGUUUAAUUCUUCAUGUUGUUUGUCGUGUUCUCCAAUUUACAUUUAAAUCUUUAUAAAUUAAUUAUUUCAAAACAACAACGCGCCAUCCACUUUUCUCAAUCGCGAUAGCUUUGAGUGUGAAUGAUGUUUAGAAAUGUGAAAAUUAGAUGAGAAUAUACCGUUUUCUAAAGUCAGUCAUAGUAUUCUUUUUUAAAAGGAAGAUUAGCUACUCUGGUAAAAAUUUUUCUUAGAAUUUUUCAGAAUUUUUUUUCAGAAUGUCUAUGACCGAAGUUUUGAUAUAAUUCUGUAUAGUACAAUUUUUUUUUAGAAAUUUUCUUAGAUUUUUUUUAUACGAAGCACUUUUUAGAAUAUUUUAAGAUUUCUCAUCCUAUUUUCUAUGAGAAGAAAACAUCUGAAGUUUAAGAUAAUUUCUAGAAAACUUUAAAAUUUAAAAUAUAAGAAAUUUAUUAAAAUAAUUUAUGAGAAGUUUUUUUCUUGGAAUGAAUCCUUUUAAAAAAUUUGAGAAAUUUUUUAAAAGGAAACAUUGAGACAUUUUUUUAAAAUGUUGAGAAAGUCUACUGCUUCUCUAGAAUUCUUUAUAUACGCGAAUUUUGAAAAUUUCUUAUUCUAUAAUUUCCAAAGAAACUUAUAAAAUCUGAAAAAAGAUU